AUGGCGCUCAGCAGAAAGAUCAAUUCAAAUGCCUCCUUAACUGUGUCUUUGGCACAGACUCCUUACUGCAAGAAGCACAGAUACGAUCCCCAGAAUCCCCUCUGUGCCCACAUAAUCUUCUGUGGGAGUAUUGUAAAGGUGAAUGAUUCAGAAGCAGACUUAGCGAAAAAAGCAUUAUUCAGUCGCCACCCUGAAAUGGAGAGUUGGCCUAAGGAUCAUAAUUGGUUCUUUGCCAAAUUCAACAUCACCAAUAUUUGGGUCCUGGACUACUUUGGUGGGUUGAAGAUUGUGACACCAGAAGACUAUUACAGUGUCAAGCCUUAG
Opisthocomus hoazin is the source of this 324-nucleotide messenger RNA. NCBI's taxonomy places the organism in Eukaryota, Metazoa, Chordata, Aves, Opisthocomiformes, Opisthocomidae. The record is from RefSeq and is a predicted model, not a curated record.